CUUCCAUCAGUAGGGGUCGUGCGGUGUCAGCCUUUGUAGUGAGGAGUGGCAGCAGCACGAUGAGGGUCUCCCUCCCUCCCUCCCUCCCUCCCUCUCUCCCCUUGCCCUCACUGCGCAGGCUGCAAACAUGGCGGAAACUGAGUGAAAUCUAAAGCCCGGAGCCAGGCGGUGGGGAGACUGGAGCAGGGGAGUCAGUCUACACCGCACCGCAGCCUCAAGCUGCCGCCGAUUCCUUAUUCUCCCGAGAUCUCCUCGUUCCCAGGCAUCCGGUGGACUAAGACCAGCAACGGGAUUUGAACUCGUGGAUUACCAACGUGUGAAUGAAUGGGAAGAGGAUUUUGCUGCAGUUGCUGCGGCAAUGUUGAGGACGGGCAGCUAAAUGAAUGCAGGUUCAUAGCCGUCUACCAGCGGGUCGGCCAUCACACAAGCACACACCUUCCCCAGGAGCCCCCUCCUGGUGGGUUUGUCCACACCAGCCGUUCACCUCCCAACAAUGAGAAAACCAGGGCCUCAAAAGGUUGCAGAUUGGAAAGAUGGGAGAAGGCAGAAACACAGUCGGAGUGGUCGGCCAUCCAAUACCCCAUCUCCGUACCAAGGUCAUUUCAGUUGGGACAAAUACCUUAAGGAGACGGGAGCUGUGGCUGCUCCUUCUUAUUGUUUCAAACAGUCGUGCAUCCCGCCGGUCAACGAGUUCAAGAUCGGGAUGAAGCUGGAAGCCAAGGACCCCCGCAACGUCACGUCCACCUGCAUCGCCACGGUGGUGGGCAUCACUGGCGCCCGGCUACGCCUCCGGCUCGACGGCAGCGACAACAAGAACGACUUCUGGCGCCUGGUCUACUCCUCCGACAUCCAGCCCAUCGGCAACUGCGAGAGGAACUCCGGGAUGCUGCAACCUCCCCUCGGAUUUCGACUGAACGCAUCUUCGUGGCCCAUGUUUUUACUCAAGACUUUAAGCGGAGCAGAAAUGGCACCAGGCAGAAUAUUUCACAAGGAGCCGCCAUCGCCCUCACAGAACUACUGCAAGGUGGGCAUGAAGCUGGAGGCGGUUGACAGGAAGAACCUCACUUUAUCUGUCCCGCCACCAUCGGAGGAUGCUCGGGGGCUGCGAGGUCCUGGUCACGUUCGACGGCUGGAGGGGGGCGUUCGAUUACUGGUGUCGCUACGAUUCUGGAGAUAUCUUCCCCGUCGGGUGGUGUUCGAUGACUGGAGACAACCUGCAGCCGCCCGGAGCCAAAGCCGCUACAGCCAGUCCCGGGGCACGCAGGCGAGGGAUCUGGCCGCUACAGCCAGUCCCGGGGCACGCAGGCGACCUGUGAACUGCAGCUAA
Molecule: messenger RNA, 1327 nt
Organism: Amblyraja radiata (thorny skate)
Lineage: Eukaryota; Metazoa; Chordata; Chondrichthyes; Rajiformes; Rajidae
Gene: scmh1
Product: Scm polycomb group protein homolog 1
Exons: 9
Coding region: 494-1327 (277 amino acids)
Biological process (GO): negative regulation of DNA-templated transcription
Cellular component (GO): nucleus
Molecular function (GO): histone binding; chromatin binding
Source: RefSeq, a predicted model, not a curated record